CUCUGCACGCGUGGUGGCCUUCAAAACAAGAUGGCGGCUCCAGGCUAUUGACAUUUUUACUGCGUUAUAACAGGAAUUACAUGACUUAAAUGAUUACAAACCAGCUGGUUUAUAAGAUAUUGUAUAAGUAGAAUACAAAAGUUUUAAGAAUGAGUGACAUUCGGGACAUUUUGGAGCUGGAGCAGCCAGGACUUUACCCUCCAACCAAAGAGGCUAUUGUUUCUGGCAUGAAACCCAAGAAACCAAAGAGAAUUUCAGAUAUUCCAGCUAAGAGACCCGAGGGAAUGCAUAGGGAGCUCUUUGCUCUUCUUUAUAAUGAUAGCAGAGAUUCACCACCUCUAGCUACCUCAGACACAACACAGGGAUACAAACAGUUGAAAGCCAAACUUGGGAGAAAACAUGUCAGAACUUGGAGGUGGGUGCCGUUCACAAAUCCUGCAAGAACUGAUGGGGCUAUGCUACGUCACUGGAGACGUACUACAGAUGAAGCUAAAGAGUAUCCCUUUGCAAGGUUUAAUAAGAAAGUUGAUGUUCCUACAUAUACCGAUGAAGAAUAUCAGAUGUAUCUUCAUGAUGGAUCUCAAUCUACUUGGACUAAACAAGAAACAGAUUAUUUGUUUGACUUGUGCAGAUGUUUUGAUUUAAGGUUCAUUGUCAUCCAUGACAGAUAUGACACCAAGACUUAUCAGAGUCGUACGAUAGAAGAAUUGAAAGACAAGUACUAUAGUAGUGUAACAAGACUACUAAAGGCACGAAUACCUACAGGUCAAGAGCCUCCAGACAUGCCAGCCCAAUAUGAUGCUCAACAUGAAACAGAUAGAAAGAGACAACUGUUGAAACUGUACAACAGAACACAGGAACAGGUGCAAGAAGAAGAAACGUUAAUGUCUGAGUUACGUAAGAUUGAAAUGCGAAAGAAGGAAAGAGAGAAGAAACAACAAGAUCUUCAGAAACUUAUAACAGCUGCAGACAAUUCUGCUGAAAGCAGGCAAAAGCGUGAAAAGAAACCAUUGAAGAAAAAGCUACCAAAGAAGAAAGGAGAUGUAACAGAAGGGAAGCAGCCUGAAGUUACAAACACUGGAGUCAAAUUUCCUGAGAACAAAGGUGCAGGAGUUUUUCUAAGAAGUGCCAGAAUGAAAAUGCCUACUUCAGUAGGAACAAAGAAAGCCAAAGCUGUGGAACAAUUGCUGGAAGAACUUGGUGUUGAUCUUCAACCAAUGCCAACAGAACACAUCUCCCAACAGUUUAACGAACUGAGAAAUGAGAUGMUUUUAUUGUAUGAGUUGAAGCAGGCAGCCGGAAACUGUGAAUUUGAAAAACAAACAUUGAAACAUCGUAAAGAAGCUCUUGCUCCUGUCAAGUCAAUAGAAACUCCUCAUCCUCUCAUCUCUAAGACUAGUCCCCAGUCAGCUACGCCAUUAAUAGAUGCUGUUACAUCUUCCCCUGGCACACCCAACGCGAGGAAAAGAAGAACCGCUUCAACUUUCUUGGAACAAAGCAACCCUCUCAAGAAGACUAAACGUGUCUAACUAUAAGUGUGUCAAUACGUAAUGAUUGUAUAAGAGGCUGUAACCUGUAAUCUGUGUAAAUAUGUAACAUGAAAAAUAAACCCAACAUUGAUGCAUGUUGUAAUAUGCUGACC
Actinia tenebrosa (Australian red waratah sea anemone) is the source of this 1642-nucleotide messenger RNA. Its product is annotated as DNA methyltransferase 1-associated protein 1. Gene Ontology annotation, biological process: chromatin remodeling; DNA repair; negative regulation of transcription by RNA polymerase II. Gene Ontology annotation, molecular function: transcription corepressor activity. The record is from RefSeq and is a predicted model, not a curated record. NCBI's taxonomy places the organism in Eukaryota, Metazoa, Cnidaria, Anthozoa, Actiniaria, Actiniidae. Gene Ontology annotation, cellular component: nucleus; Swr1 complex; NuA4 histone acetyltransferase complex.